AUGGCACCUAUUGCCAUAUCUCCCGAACGAGACGGUCAGUUGGACUCACUGGAGACUCUGACUGCCAAGUUCGAUGACACAAUCCGCUUCUAUCUCAAUGGAACCAAAGUCAUUCUCGACGACAUCGAUCCUGAAAUCACAGUUCUCGAGUACCUAAGAGGCAUUGGUCUGACUGGAACCAAACUUGUCAACGCCUGCCUGGCACCUCUUGUAAGUCUCGAUGGCAAACAUGUCGUUACCAUUGAGGGGAUUGGCAACACAAAGAACCCGCAUCCCACUCAAGAACGGGUGGCCAAGUCUCAUGGAAGCCAGUGCGGCUUCUGUACGCCGGGCAUUGUCAUGAGUUUAUAUGCUCUGCUGCGGAAUAACUCCAACCCAACCAAGGAUGAAAUGGAAGAAGCUUUUGACGGCAACCUGUGUCGGUGCACAGGAUACAGGUCUAUUCUCGACGCAGCUCACACCUUCAGCGCCGAGAACUCGUGUGGCAAGGCCAAGACCAACGGCGGUGGCGGGUGCUGUAUGGAGAACGGGAAUGGUAAGCCCGAAGGGGGUUGUUGUAUGGACAAAAUGAACAACGACCAGCCUAUCAAGCGAUUCACUCCUCCGGGAUUCAUCGAAUACAACCCUGAUACGGAGCUCAUCUUCCCUCCGGCUCUGAAGAAGCACGAACUGCGGCCCCUCGCUUUCGGUAAUAAGCGAAAGAAGUGGUUCCGGCCUGUCACCCUGGAUCAGCUUCUCCAGAUCAAGAGUGUGCAUCCCCAAGCCAAGAUCAUUGGUGGAAGCACUGAGACGCAGAUCGAAAUCAAAUUCAAGGCACUGCAGUACCCCGUGUCAGUCUAUGUCGGCGACAUUGCCGAGUUGCGGCAGUACGAGUUCAAGGACGAUCACCUCGAAAUUGGCGGCAACGUAACUCUGACAGAUUUCGAGCACAUCUGCGAAGAAGCCAUCAAACGCUAUGGAAAUGAAAGGUCGCAGGUUUUUCAGGGAAUCCUCAAGCAACUAAAGUAUUUUGCUGGACGGCAGAUCAGAAACGUCGGGACUCCCGCAGGAAAUCUGGUCACCGCUUCGCCCAUAUCUGAUUUGAACCCAGCCUUAUGGGGUGCCAAUGCUGUUUUGGUGGCCAAGUCUGCGACUCAGGAGACAGAGAUCCCAUUAUCUCAGUUCUUCACAGGGUACCGAAGAACGGCGCUUGCUCAAGAUGCCAUCAUCGCAUCCCUCAGGAUUCCCGUAACGGCAGCCAAGGGAGAAUUUUACCGAGCUUAUAAGCAGGCGAAACGAAAAGAUGACGACAUUGCAAUUGUUACCGCGGCACUGAGGGUAAAAUUGGACGACGACGGUGUUGUAACAGAUUGCAACCUCAUAUAUGGCGGCAUGGCUGCCAUGACCGUCUCGGCAAAGACCGCGGCAGAGUACCUGGUUGGAAAGCGCCUCGCUGAGCUGGAGACGCUUGAAGGGACCAUGAGUGCGCUCGGAAAGGAUUUUGAUCUCCAGUUCAGCGUCCCCGGUGGCAUGGCAUCUUAUCGAAAAGCGCUGGCCCUAGGCUUCUUCUACCGCUUCUACCACGACGUCCUCGCCAUCCUCAAUGGGGAAACCGAGCAUGUUGAUAAGGAGGCCAUUGAUGAGAUUGAACGAUCCAUUUCCACUGGCCGAACUGAUCCUCACACGGCAGCCGCAUACGAACAGGCCGUCACGGGCAAAUCGAACCCUCAUGUUGCCGCACUGAAGCAAACGACUGGUGAGGCCCAGUACACGGACGAUAUCCCUCCUAUGAAGAACGAAUUGUACGGGUGUUGGGUACUAUCGACUAGAGCGCAUGCAAAGAUCAAAUCCAUCGACUAUUCUGUUGCACUCGACAUGCCCGGCGUAGUGGACUAUGUCGAUAGUUCCGAUAUGCCCUCUCAAGCAGCCAAUCGAUUUGGACCGCCCAACUUUGAUGAACUUUUCUUCGCCGAGGGUGAAGUACUUACAGCUGGCCAGGCCAUCGCCAUGAUCCUUGCCACGUCGGCUUCAAAGGCCCAAGAAGCGGCAAGAGCCGUCAAGGUGGAAUACGAGGAUUUGCCGGCCAUCCUCACGAUUGAGGACGCCAUCCAACAAGAUAGCUUCCACCCAUGCUUUCGCGAGAUCAAGACUGGAGACGUUGAAGAAGCUUUCAAAGGUUGCGACUAUGUCUUUACAGGUACCGCACGGAUGGGCGGUCAAGAGCACUUUUACCUCGAAACCAAUGCAUGCGUCGUCGUUCCCAGUCCAGAAGACGGAGCAAUGGAGAUUUUCGCCAGCACACAGAAUCCGACUGAAACCCAAACAUUUGCCGCUCGUGUCUGCAAUGUACCCGCAAAUAAAGUCGUCGUCCGUGUCAAGAGACUCGGAGGUGGCUUUGGUGGCAAGGAGACUCGAUCCAUCAUCCUCAGCUCGGCCGUGGCUCUUGCGGCCAAGAAGACCAAGAGGCCGAUCCGCUGCAUGUUGACACGAGAGGAGGACAUGCUCACCAUGGGUCAAAGACAUCCGUUCCUCGGAAAGUACAAGGUUGGCUUCAACAAGGACGGAAAGAUUCAGGCUCUCGAUGUCGACAUUUUCAACAAUGCUGGCUGGACUUUUGAUCUCAGCGCGGCGGUGCUUGAGCGAGCAGUAACGCACGUCGAUGGGUGCUACCGCAUUCCCAACACACACGUCCGCGGCCGCGUUUGUAAGACCAACACUGUCUCCAACACGGCAUUCCGUGGCUUUGGUGGACCUCAGGGCAUGUUCAUUAUCGAGACUUGUAUGGAGGAGGCCGCAGAUCGUUUAGGCAUUCCCAUUGACAAGCUACGAGAAAUCAACUUUUACAAACCUCUUGAGCCGACGCACUUCAACCAGCCCGUCACGGAUUGGCACGUUCCACUCAUGUACAAGCAAGUGCAGGAAGAGUCCAAUUUCCAAGAGCGCAAGGCUGCCGUCGAUCGCUUCAACGAGACUCACAAGUGGCGCAAGAGGGGAAUAUCCCUGAUUCCCACCAAGUUUGGAAUCUCGUUCACGGCUCUCUUCCUCAACCAGGCGGGAGCGCUGGUGCACAUUUACCACGAUGGCUCUAUCUUGGUAGCCCAUGGAGGUACUGAGAUGGGCCAAGGACUGCACACCAAGAUGACCCAGAUUGCCGCACAAGCUCUCAAGGUCCCCUUUGAUGAUGUCUUUAUUUCGGAAACUUCCACUAACACAGUCGCCAAUACCUCCUCAACAGCGGCGUCUGCAUCCUCCGAUCUUAACGGGUAUGCAAUCUUCAACGCUUGUGAACAGCUCAACGAGCGUCUUGCCCCCUAUCGAGAGAAACUUGGCCCGCAAGCAACGAUGAAGGAGCUAGCCAAUGCAGCCUAUUUCGAUCGCGUCAACCUGUCCGCCCAGGGUUUCUACAAGACUCCUGAGAUUGGGUACACCUGGGGCGAGAAUAAGGGCAAGAUGUACUUUUAUUUCACACAGGGAGUUGCCGCUGCAGAGGUUGAAAUCGAUGUCCUGACUGGCUCGUCAACCUGCCUCCGGGCAGAUAUCAAGAUGGAUAUCGGCCAGUCCAUCAACCCAGCAAUCGACUAUGGCCAAAUCCAAGGCGCUUUCAUGCAGGGCUUCGGGCUCUUCACGAUGGAAGAGUCUCUGUGGUUACGAAACGGCGCCAUGGCCGGCAACCUAUUCACACGCGGCCCCGGAGCGUAUAAGAUUCCAGGCUUCCGCGAUAUUCCUCAGGAAUUCAAUGUGACGCUCCUCAAGGACGUUGAGUGGAAGGAUUUGCGUACGAUUCAGCGCAGCAGAGGUGUGGGUGAGCCUCCGCUCUUCAUGGGCAGCUCCGUCUUCUUCGCCAUCCGGCAUGCGCUCAAGGCGGCGAGGAAGGACGCUGGAGUCGAAGCCCUGGUAGGGAAAGAUGAUAGCGAGGGCCUCCUUAGGCUGGAGAGCCCAGCAACGCCCGAGAGGAUCCGGUUGAUGUGUGAAGAUGAAAUCAUGAGAAAGGCCCGAGUGCUUCCCAAGGAGGGUGAAAAGGGCUUCUUUGUGGCCAUAUGA
Molecule: messenger RNA, 4020 nt
Organism: Trichoderma harzianum CBS 226.95
Lineage: Eukaryota; Fungi; Ascomycota; Sordariomycetes; Hypocreales; Hypocreaceae
Exons: 3
Coding region: 1-4020 (1339 amino acids)
Molecular function (GO): FAD binding; oxidoreductase activity; iron ion binding
Source: RefSeq, a predicted model, not a curated record